AUGUCCCAGCAAAACUGUGAUGAAAAAGACAAGAAAAUACGAGAACUAUACAGAUAUGAUGAGAUGUCAAAUAAGGUGCUUCGGGCUGAUAGAUCUCUGUAUUCCCAGCGAACCGAUCCUCUCAAAGAUGCUGCAGAAUCACAACCAAAAUCUAUGCUAGGCAGAAUCUCCGUGAAAGAAAUGGGGGCGUCAGCGCCUCGAUCUCAAUUGACAGAUGCGGAUAGAAAUAUAUAUCAGACCGAAGCUGCAGGACGAGAAAUCUCAAAAGUCAAACCCAGAACAAACACUCAAACAAGCCGCAACGCUGCAAACUCUACUGUACUCAGUGGCGACUCGAUGCAGAAGUUGAAAUACUAUCCGUCUGACGACGCCAACGCAGAUCGUUACGACGAAAUUGUGCAUAGUGUAUCGGUGCUUUUGGGCGACGAUAUGCCUCAUGAUAUUAUACGGUCGGCGACAGACUAUGUCCUGAACACCCUGAAGGGUAAACCAGACGAAGAAGGUCUGUAUUUGGAUCGGAAAUUAUCCGAAAUUCAAGAAAAUCUCGCGGUUCCUAUCUCGCAAUCCACCUUCCACCAAAUUGUGGACUUGAGCAAAGAUAUAACGGAUUACUAUCAAUCAACUCAACAACAGCGAGCAGUAGAAGAGGGUGUAGCAAUUCUGGCCAGUGAAGACGAAAUGGACGGAUUGGACGGUGAUGAAGGUCAGAACACUUUACUAAAUGAACUUGAAGAGAUGGGGGAAGGUUCAGAUGAUGAAGAGGCACAGGACGUUAGAAACGAAAAUGAAGCACUGCGAAGAAGCACGGGCUUAGAUCAUCAAAAGUGGCCAGCGGAAUCAGCAACGAACGACGACACGAAAAACGAUGGCGACACUUUGACAUUCGUUCAAGCGAAAGAACGCAAAGAAGGCAAGUCUGAUAGAAUCGUUACAAUUGGCGAAGUCGACGAUCGCUUUUUGCUGCGAUCGGUUUCGGCAGCAACGGAAGAGAUAGAGGAACGGAAACUCCAGGAUUUAUGCGAGAGAAUACUACAGGUUCUUGGGGCAAACCUAGGCGAAGCUGAUUUAGAAGCCGAGCUUUCAGGUCCGGUAGAGCUGCGGGAUGAAUGGCUAGUUAAAUUCUUGGUCAAGAAUGGCGCACGAAUUUUUUGGGGAACAAAAUUGUCAAAUGCGCCGGCGGAAGAAAAGGUUUUGAUUUUUAGCCAAAUGCGCCAGCUCAACCUUACAGAUCUAGUUGAGGAAUAUGAAACCUACUCAAUUUCACUCAAACGAAGGCUGAGCACAGACCAUAAAGCUGAUGGAAGAGCGAAAAAGCAAGCGAAAAUUUCAUUGCCAAAUACUCUUGAUCUACAACAGCUAGCUUUUGAUCAAGGAUCAGAGGUGUUUACUGCCGAGAGAAUUACUCUACCUGCAAACUCCUUUAAAAGGGUAAAACCAUCUUACGAAGAAAUUCAUAUCCCCCCACCUUCGCCACCAUCCGCGGAGCUAGAGCUAGUGCCUAUAACCACUCUCCCAAAGUGGGCCAAGAACGCCUUUCCUUUGAAUGAAACUACCCAUUUGAACAGAAUUCAGUCGGAGGUUUUUCCUUCGGCCUUCGGAAACGAUGACAACUUACUGAUAUGCGCACCAACGGGUUCAGGGAAGACAAAUAUUGCCAUGCUGACAAUAUUAAGAGUUUUGUCUCAUCAUCUAGAUCAAAACCGGGGGACGUUUAAUUUGAAAAACUUCAAAGUUGUCUAUAUCGCUCCGCUCAAGGCGCUUGUACAGGAGCAGGUGCGGGAGUUUCAAAGAAGACUUAUGACUUACGGCAUUAAGGUAGGGGAACUCACUGGAGACUCCAAUAUAACAAGGCAGCAAAUUGUGGAUUCAACUGUACUCAUUGCGACCCCGGAAAAAUGGGACAUAAUAACAAGAAAAAGAGAGGAUGGAAAAUUCACUAGUUCAGUUGAAUUAUUGAUCAUUGAUGAAGUUCAUCUUUUGCACGAUGAACGUGGUCCUGUACUUGAGAGUAUCGUUGCAAGAAGUCUGCGUGAUAAGACUGCGGCGGACAAGAUGAGGAUAGUGGCACUUUCAGCUACACUUCCCAAUUACUCAGAUGUCGGCCGGUUUUUGCGGGUACCUAAGAAAAAUUUGUUUUAUUUCGAUUCCUCUUUCAGACCUUGUCCUCUAGCGCAACAGUUUUGCGGUGUUACAGAAACAAAUGCCGUGAAGAAGGUAAAUGCCAUGAAUCAGGCUUGUUACGACAAACUAUUGGAAUUAGUGGAACAAGGCCAUCAGGUAAUUGUAUUUGUUCACUCCCGGAAAGAUACUGCUAGAACAGCUCUUUGGCUGAAAAAUAAGCUUUCAGAGGAGGACAAGCUUGAUCGUUUUAUAAAAUCGGAACCAGGCUCUAAAGAAAUCAUAAAAAGAGAGACAGAAAAUAUUUCUGACAGACCACUGGCGGAAUUAAUACAGUAUGGCUUUGGUAUCCACCACGCGGGGCUGACGAAGUCUGACCGCUCAUUAUCAGAGGAUCUGUUUGCUGACGGUCUCUUAUCAGUGCUUGUUUCGACUGCUACCCUUGCUUGGGGUGUCAAUUUACCGGCACACGCCGUUAUAAUCAAAGGAACUGACGUAUAUUCCCCAAUAAAAGGUACUUGGACUCGACUUUCUCCUCAGGAUGUGCUACAGAUGCUUGGUAGGGCCGGUCGGCCUCGCUAUGACACUUUUGGAGAAGGUAUCAUCAUUACCCAACAGUCCAGCAUUCAAUAUUACCUAGCAAUGCUAAACCAACAGCUUCCAAUCGAAUCGCAGCUUGUAUCGAAGCUCGCCGAUAAUAUGAACGCGGAGAUUGUUUUGGGAAACAUAAAGAAUAGAAAAGAGGCCGUCGAGUGGCUUGGCUUCACGUACUUGUUUGUCAGAAUGCUAGAGAAUCCUGAUCUGUACAAAUGUCCUUCUAAUGACAAUGGUGACGACUUCCUUCUUGAGUAUCGCGAUCAGCUAUCGCACUCUGCUCUCGAGCUUCUUCACGAACAUAACCUUGUGGUAUAUGAUGUUAACACAGCUUCGGUUUUACCAACAGGCCUUGGUAAGAUUGCAUCUCACUUUUACAUCAAGUACCACUCGGUUUCGAUGUACAACCAGAACAUCAACGAACAUUUAACAUCCAUUGAUAUUCUGCGCAUUUUUUCCAAGUCUGACGAGUUCAAGUAUAUUCCAGUGAGACAAGAAGAAAAGCUUGAGGUACAAAAGCUUCUGGAAAAAGCUCCAAUUCCAAUUCAAGAACCUUGGAAUGAACCAAUCGCGAAAGUCAACGUUCUAUUACAGUCUUACAUUUCUCGAACCAAAUUAGAUGGUUUCGCCCUAAAGUCUGAUAUGCUUUACAUCACACAAAGUGCUGGUAGGCUUACAAGAGCUCUUUAUGAGCUAGCGUACGCAAAGAAACUGCCUAGGCUAGCAAAAUUGUUGCUCAAUCUUUGCAAAUCAAUUGAAAAAAGGAUGUGGAUAACAAGUUCGGCGUUGAGACAAUUCAAAGAUUGCCCGUCGGAAGUCAUCAGACACACUGAAGCAUCGUUUCUUCCAUGGCAAGACUACUUUCUGCUAUCUUCACCUCGGGAAGUUGGUGAGGCAAUACGUUCGGAAGGAAAUGGGAAGCUCGUCUAUGAUAUACUGCAGAAGUUUCCUCGCCUGGAUGUUAGAUGCUCAAUACAGCCCUUGACGCCUAGUGUCUUACACUUUGACUUAGAGAUUUCACCAAAGUGGACGUGGGACUCGAAAAUUCACGGCACUAGUGAAAGGUUUGUUGUGAUGGUUGAGAAUGAGAUGGGCGACAAGCUUCUAUAUGACAAUAUGUUGAUUGUGAAGCAAAAAUAUGCUAAUAAGGAGCAUUACCUUGACUUUUCUAUCUUUUUGACUCCAGCUCAACAGCAGAUGCUACCGUCAAACUUUUUCAUCUCGCUCAUAUCAGACAGAUGGCUUCAUAGCGAGUUCAAAAUUCCUGUUCUACUGGACAACGUUCGAUUACCGCGUAAAUUUCCAGCGCCAACUCCUUUACUUAAUGUAGAGAGAGUACCUGUUUCUGAGGUAGGGGUCGAGUUUUCUCAACUUUUCGACUUCGAGAAUUUCAACAGAAUACAAAGUCAAGUAUUCCCGACUCUUUUCGAUACCAACGACAGCAUAUUGAUCGGCAGUGCAACAGGUAGUGGUAGAAUCACGAUGGCGGAGAUAGCUCUACUAAACUUAUGGCGUCAAGGUGGCGGUCGGUCUGUGUUUGUUUGCCCAUCCCAAGAGAAAGUCGACUCGAUUACAGAUAACUGGACCAAAAGGUUUCGUGGAGUCGCGGGUGGGAAAAUCAUUAAUAAGUUCACCGACAACAAUGUAAGCAAUCUCAAGUUGCUGGCUAAAAGUCAUUUGAUAUUAUGCACACCUGAACAAUUCGAUGUUGCAUCAAGAAAAUGGAAGCAAAGAAAAAACAUCCAAAGCAUCGCACUUUUAAUACUAGACGAAGCUCACAUGGUUGGCGACGGCCUGACUGGAGCGAUCUAUGAAAACAUCAUAUCUAGAAUGAAUUUCAUUGCCGCCCAACUUGAGACUGGUCUUCGUAUUGUCGGACUAUCCAACUGCGUGGCCAAUAGUAGAGACUUUGGAGAAUGGAUGAGCGUAAGAAAAGAAAACAUUUUUAACUUCACACCCGCGGAUAGGGUCUCACCCCUACAGAUCAAAUUUCAAGCAGGCCCUCGCCCCGAGGAUCGCAAUACAGACAUUUGCGAGUCGCUGUGGCCGCUUUGCACAAAUAUUCUACGAUCGGGCUCCGAUUACGAAAGAGCAGUUGUAUUUGUUCCUUCAAGAGCGCAGGCUACGAAGUUGAUGACUGAGCUUAUCAGACUGUGCACAGAAAACAAGUUGGUGGGAACGCAAUCGAACAUCGAACCAACUGACUGUGAUCGCUCCCCAUUAAGCAAUGAACUUCUGCGAGCGUCUUUGAGGUGGGGUUUUGGUGCCUUAAACUCGGACCUUACCGUGGAGGAUUGCACAAUAGUUAAGAAACUGUUCAAAACAGGAGCUUUAAAGCUUCUUUUUGUCUGCAGAGGUGUUGAGUUAUACGACCUAAGAAGUAGCACUGUGGUGCUUUUCGGAACGAGCUAUUAUGAGGGAAACGAACACCGGUAUGUCGACUAUACUGUCAAUGAAAUCCAAAAAAUGCUCAGCACGGCAAGUUUGAGUUCAAAGCUCAAUGAAGCUUUCAUUAUGACGAGCGAGGUCAAGAAAGAACAUUACAGGAAGUUUCUCACUGAGCCCCUGCCUGUAGAAAGCUUCAUGUACUAUUAUCUUCCAGAUGCUAUCUCUCGUGAGAUAAGCACCGGCGUGAUAGAGUCAAAACAAGACUGUAUUGAUUGGCUCACAUUUACGCUGUUUUACAGGAGAAUCCACGGUAACCCGAGCUUUUACGGAGUGAAGAAUAUCUCAUCUCUAGGAGUUUCUGCUUACUUGACAGAGCUGGUGGAGGAAGUCACAGCGGAUUUGACCAAGUACUCUAUGAUUGAGAUAGACAAUGACGAACAAAAUGAAGAGAUCAUUGAUGCAGAAGAAAAAGAUUCCAUCAUGAGUCCUUUGAAUGGUUGCAUGAUAAGUGCGUAUCAUAACGUCUCGUUCGCUAGCAUUCAGGUCUUCCAUCAAAAUUUGUCUAGAGCUUCGGGUCUGAAAAGUCUUCUAGAGGCCAUUGCAAGCUCAUUCGAACUAGGCUCCGUGGCACUCCGUGAGUCCGAUGUUGAUACUUUAAAAUUACUUUACAAUAGACUUCCUGUUAAAAGCGCACAGAUUACGGACGUCGAGUCGGCAGCAUUCAAAGUCUUUGUUCUACUACAGUGCCAUUUUUCAAGGUUGCAACUCAGGAACGAGCUUAAAAAUGAUUUGGUCUUCAUCUUGAAAAGAGUUACGGCAGUAGUCAACGCAUUGGUCGAUUUCAUGGCCGGGGAGGGCAAUCUGAAUGCUACGAUAGCUAUGGAUUUGUCUCAAAUGCUGAUUCAGGGCAUGUGGGAUACAGACAGUCCAUUGCUACAGGUGCCGUACUUUGAUUCCGGUAUGAUUGACAGAUGCAAGAAAAAGGGCAUCGAGACGGUCUACGAUAUAAUGGCGCUUGAGGAUGAUGAGCGGGAUGAGAUAUUGGUUUUCGACGAUAGGGAACUAACAUCUAUCGCAACAUUCGUCAAUGCCUACCCUAAUGUGGAAUUGGCAUACGCUCUGUCGGAGGAUUCUUCAGUAUACAAACCAGGCGCGCCUAUCAAUAUAUCAGUUACACUGACGAGGGAUGAGGAACCAGAGAGUCUCCAAGUCGUCGCAGACAAAUUCCCCCAGGCGAAAAACGAAAGCUGGUGGCUUGUAGCAGGCGAGACAACUACGAAGGAGCUCUACUUUAUCAAGAAGGUCUCGUUGUCUAAAGAAACCCAAACUUACGAUCUAGAAAUAUCAUUGAAUGAGGAAGGCAGUCACAAGCUCACAUUAUGGUGUGUGAGCGAUGCAUACAUCGAUGCGGACAAGGAAGUUUCUUUCGAAGUGCUCAUUCAAUAG
Molecule: messenger RNA, 6546 nt
Organism: Lachancea meyersii CBS 8951
Lineage: Eukaryota; Fungi; Ascomycota; Saccharomycetes; Saccharomycetales; Saccharomycetaceae
Source: the annotation of a GenBank genome assembly